AUGUCCGACGAACAGAUCUCGCUGCCGUACCUGGCCGUCAUCCUUGUCAUCUCGGGGCUGAUUAUUCGGUAUCUCUUCUUCUCGGGGCCUCCUGUUCGACGGUCGACUAUGUCUACCGAGGCCUUACUGCGAUCAAGGGAGGCCGCCGUCGAGAGGAUACAGCAGAUGUUUCCUCAGGCCGAGAGGCGGAGCAUCCUAUGGGAUCUUCAACGAAACGGCGGGAACGUCCAGAACACGACGGAGCGGAUCCUCACCGGUCGAUUAGAUACUCCCCCCAUCUCCUUCCAGCCGCCGCCACCUCCGCAAGACCGGGCGACGUCGGGAAGUAGCGCAACGUCGGCGAUGAGACAGCCCGAGAAACCGGCGCAGCCUGAUCUUAUUGCACGGUACGAUCUGAAGAGCAAGCUCGGCACCUCUGGCGCGACUGCUUCGGACUCCGACGAGGGGCACGGGAAAAAGGCCAAGGGGUGGAGCUCCGACCGGGACGAGCGGCAAGCGGCCCUAAAGCAAAGACGGGACGACAUGAUUCUCGCGGCGCGAAGGCGGAUGGAGGCCAAGAUGGCGGCCGAGAAGGCGACGCUGGGCGGCUGA
Molecule: messenger RNA, 591 nt
Organism: Drechmeria coniospora
Lineage: Eukaryota; Fungi; Ascomycota; Sordariomycetes; Hypocreales; Ophiocordycipitaceae
Product: AMFR protein
Exons: 2
Coding region: 1-591 (196 amino acids)
Molecular function (GO): ubiquitin binding
Source: RefSeq, a predicted model, not a curated record